Messenger RNA from Exophiala aquamarina CBS 119918, 1974 nucleotides. RefSeq lists its product as uncharacterized. Gene Ontology annotation, cellular component: nucleus. Gene Ontology annotation, biological process: DNA-templated transcription. Bases 1 to 1974 code for a protein of 657 amino acids. Gene Ontology annotation, molecular function: DNA-binding transcription factor activity, RNA polymerase II-specific; zinc ion binding; DNA binding. The record is from RefSeq and is a predicted model, not a curated record. NCBI's taxonomy places the organism in Eukaryota, Fungi, Ascomycota, Eurotiomycetes, Chaetothyriales, Herpotrichiellaceae. The transcript is spliced from 2 exons.
AUGGACAACGAGCUCCGUACUCCAAACCACAACCGACAUCAGGGCCGGCCGUACAGGUCUCAUAUGCACCCGGCCUGCAUUCCCUGUCGAGCAAGAAAGUCACGGUGCAAAACGACACAUGCAUCGCCGUCAUGCUUCAUGUGUCAAGCAAAUGACACCGAAUGCGUCUUUCCAGAGGCUGCUGCUGAGCGGCCGCGAAGAACAACACCACGUUCUUCAAAAUCAUUAUCCCGAGAACAACACUCUACGGAAUCCUCCCUUUGCCUCUCAUCAGCUUCGCCAGCCCUAUCCCAGAGCGCCUUACGAUCAGACAACACUCCCCGGAGUGGGAAGUACACGCCAACAAACGAAGAAAUUGCAAACUAUCGAGAGCUUGUAUCUCCAUCCAUCGACCACCGAGAUGGCUUGAUCUCGGCCGUGAUAGACUCCAUUGCCGAAUCAGGAGAAGGCAGCUCCCACGUCGUGAGUCCUGCAAUUGCCGACGACGAUAAAGUAUUCCAAGAAUACCUCUCCAACACUCCCUACGGCCAAAGCGGCCGUACGGUCCGAUUCAAUCCGAACUCGUAUAAUAACCCAAGUGGACCCACCCGACCUAUUGUCUUCAACACCAUCCCGAAACGCGGAGCAAGAGAGGCAGAAAGUCGAGCGCUGGCCGUUUCAAUAUGCGCGAGCAUCGAGAAGAUCCUGGAGCCAUACCAGAACGACUUGGUUGAUCUGUUCUUUGAGAAGAUCAACAUAUGCUUCCCAAUAUUCGAUGAAUCACUAUUCCGACGCCUCCUGACCACUCAAAAAGAGAAGAUCUCACCGGGUCUGUUGUCUACGUUAUACGGAAACACGAUGAUCUACUGGGAUACCUGCCCACGACUGAAGGACGUCCCCUGUCCUGACCACUACACCAUCUGGAUACAGGCUGAGAAUGCCCUCACUUCAGAGUUCAAAUGUACGCCAGGCAUUUCGACAAUAAUCACGAUCAUCUUGAAUCUGUCCGGCAGGCCAAGCAGUCACAUAUUGGGCAAUGGCGCCCUGCUGGGUAUGGCGGUCGCACUGGCGAAUGCUUUUGGCUUGAAUCGAAACCCCUCGGAUUGGAAUCUGUCACCGACGGAGAAGAAAUUUCGCGUUAGGAUCUGGAGAAUCCUCCUUGUUUAUGAUCGCUGGUGCAGCCUGGCCUAUGGCACUCCGCCUUUGAUCCAUCGUACCCAACAUGACAUCCCGGUGCCGACUGCCGAAGACCUUUACACCCUAGGCGCAUCCCAUGACCAAAUCUUUGCGGCAUCUUGUUUUGUUGCUUUCACCACUUUGACCGAUGUGCUCGGUCACUGCUUGGAACUGGUCUAUCAUCUGGGAAAUGCCUUCUCAACAAAGCCAGAGACGUCUCCAUUUGGCCUUGAGAGCCUUCUGACACACUGGGAGGACUCGUUAACUGACAGCCUUCGUCGUCUGAUUAUUCGCGGAACAUGCCUGGUCGGCCCCGGCGCUGCAAAUCUUCGACUGGCUUACCUAUCCGUCAAACUCCUCAUCCGGCGCAGCCAACUUGACUUGGACACAGUAAAUCUCCAGAUUAGUGAUGUCGACUCCAUGUACUACAUACAAGCUCGAAGGGUUUGCGAGGAGAUAGUCGACUUUGUGCGAGAGCUAGACGAAAAUCACUGUCGUGAUUUCUGGAUUCCUCUCAACGCAUACUCGCUCACGUCGGCCACCACUUUCCUCAUGAGAAGCGCUCUCACAUCCAGAGGGCUGGUGCGGAAUCCUUCGCUACAACUCGCGAAGGCUAUGAUCGAUGCACUCCGAUCUCUCCGCCGCAAAUAUGCUUGGGAUCUAGCAGAUAAUUGCCUAUCAAAUUGUAGCGACUUGGUCGAGAAGAUCGAGACUGCAUGCGAAGAGUCGAGCUCAAACACUAUAGAAUUCCAGGAGCCUAUGCCCAUGGACAUGGAUCUCGCUGCUCUCAAUGGCUUGUUCUCGGAAUACACAGGGUAA